GAGAGAGAGAGAGAGAGAGAGUUAGCCUCACAUGCACUCCUCUUUCACAUACAAAACCAAUUUUCCUCGUUCACAAGAAAGGAACAAACUCUCAUCUCAUAAGGCUGUGAUAUUUUACAGGACGGCCGUCUUCACUCUCCUCAAGUUAUAAACCAGUUAACUGCUUCAUAAUGAGCAGUUAGAUUGCCUAAUGCAGUUCUUUUGCUGUCCAACUGAAACCCUUUAAGCCAAAACACACCUCUAUUCUUCUUCCUUGAUCUCUUCUUCAUUCAAACCACCCUGGCAGCAGGGAAGUUUCACAAAAAAUUCUAAACGAAGAAGAAAAUGAGGACAGGAGGAGUUUGCACUGUCCAACAAGCCUUAACUGCUGAAGCUGCAAGCGUUGUCAAGCAGGCUGUUAGCCUUGCGAAACGGCGAGGUCAUGCCCAAGUGACACCUCUUCAUGUGGCAAGCGCCAUGCUGGCUUCCGGUGGUGGCCUUCUCCAAAUAGCUUGCCGUAAAUCCCACUCUCAUCCCCUCCAAUGUAAGGCCCUUGAACUCUGCUUCAAUGUGGCUCUCAACCGCCUCCCUACGUCCGCUUCAAGUCCCCUAUUUGGCCCCCAGCACCUCCCCCACCCUUCCCUAUCCAAUGCCUUGGUUGCAGCCUUCAAGCGCGCCCAGGCUCAUCAACGCCGAGGCUCCAUAGAAAACCAGCAACAACCCAUUUUAGCCCUGAAAAUAGAAAUAGAACAGCUUGUCAUCUCCAUUUUAGAUGACCCAAGUGUCAGUAGAGUCAUGAGAGAAGCUGGUUUCUCAAGUACCCAAGUAAAAACAAAUGUAGAACAGGCUGUUUCUUUAGAGGUUUGUUCCCAAAGUCCUUCGAUAAGUAGCCGAUCCAAGGGAAGCACCAGCCCCCUGGUUCUUGGUAGUAAUGUGAUUCAAUCACCGCAUCAGGGUCAGUUAGGGGUAACCCUCACUGGUAAAACUUCUGAACAAGUUGGCAGUGAUGAUGUAAUGAGUGUUUUAGAUAGAUUAAUGACCAAGAGAAGGAGAAACACUGUUAUUGUUGGAGAGUGUCUGGCUAGUAUUGAGUGUCUUGUUAGAAAAGUGAUGGAUAAGUUUGAGAGAGCAGAUGUUCCAGGACAUUUGAGGUACGUGCAGUUUAUAAGCCUUCCUCUUUUCUCGCUGAAGAAUCUCUCCAGGGACGAGGUUGAGAAGAAGCUCAUUGAGCUUAAGUGCCUCAUAAAAAGCUAUUUGGGUAGAGGGGUUGUUUUAUAUUUAGGUGAUCUGAAAUGGGUUUCUGAGAUGUGGUCAAAUUAUGGGGAGCAAAGGAAAAACUUCUACUGUCCUGUAGAGCACAUGGUCAUGGAGCUCAGAAGAAUGGUUUGCGGAAUAUCUGAUGGGAGUGGAAAGAUAUGGCUCAUAGGAAUUGCCACUUUGAAGACUUACAUGAAAUGUAAGAUGGGUCAUCCUUCUUUGGAGACUAUUUGGGAACUUCAUCCUCUUGCCAUUCCUGUGGGCAGCUUGGACCUAAGUCUCAACCUUGAUAGCAAUUUUCCAGCUCAGUCCAGAAGCAAGGUUAUUUCCGGAGAUGGGUUUAGUAUGCCUCUACUAGAAAGUAGAGAUAAACUCACUUGCUGCGCAGAUUGUUAUGCCAAUUUUGCUAGGGAAGCUAAAAGCAUCCGAAACAAUGAUUCCACCACCUCCACCCCCACCAUUUCCUCCAGCACAAGCUUGCCUUUAUGGCUCCAACAGUGCAAGGAAGAGAGCAGAAGUCUGACUAUAAAUGAUCAGGAAGGAAUCCAAAUUAGAGAUCUUUGCAAAAAAUGGAAUUCAAUUUGCAGUUCAGUCCACAAAUCUAACCUUGCCGAAAAGGCACUCACGUUUUCUUUAUCUCCUUCUUCCUCCAUUUCAAUCUCCUCGUAUGAUCAGCACACCCCUAAGUUGCAUCAGACCAUCCUAGGUUGGCCUUUAAUUUUUGAAUCCAACCAGUUACCAAAAGAACAUCAGUUCUGGACAUUCGAAAAAAGCGAAGAAGAUUUUGAACCCAGUCUGAGAAUGCACAAGCCUGAGACAAAACCAGAUCUUUUAUCCAAUCCGAACUCUAGUCCUAACUCAGCCUCUUCCAGUGAGGCAAUGGAGGAUCUGGAGUGUCUUAAUAGGUUCAAGGAGCUGAAUUCUGAGAACAUGAAGAUUCUGUGUAAUGCAUUAGAGAAAAAGGUCCCAUGGCAGAAAGAUACAAUUCCUGAAAUUGUGAGCACCAUUCUCCAGUGCAGGUCCAGAAUGAUGAGAAGAAAAGGCAACUUGAAACAAAGAGAGGAUAAAGAAGAAACUUGGAUGUUCUUCUUGGGUCUUGAAUCUGAAGGUAAAGAGAGGAUUGCAAGGGAACUAGCUAAACUUAUUUUUGGUUCUCAAAACAACUAUGUGUCAAUUGGUAUGAGCAGCUUCGCAUCAACAAGAGCCGACUCUACUGAUGAUCUUGGAAAUAAAAGAUCUAGAGAUGAGUUUGGUCGAAGUUAUUUAGAGAGAUUUGCUGAAGCAGUGCAUGAAAAUCCUCAUCGCAUGUUCUUCAUGGAAGACAUUGAACAGGUCGAUCGCCGUUCUCAAAUGGGCAUCAAAAGAGCAACUGAAAGUGGAAUAUUAACACUUCCCGGUGGUGAAUUGGUUUCUCUUGAGGAUGCCAUCAUCAUUCUCAGCUGUGAGAGCUUGAGCUCGGUAUCAAGAGCCUGUUCUCCCCCAUUAAGGCAAAAAUGUAGCGAGGAUGAAGAAAAAGGCCUUGAUGAUGACUUGGAGGAAAGAAGUCCAUGCAUCUCCCUAGAUUUGAAUAUUGCCAUUGAAGAUGAUAAUGGAGAUGAACAAUCGGUUUCUGACAUGGAUAUUCUGGAAUCUGUGGACAGGCAAAUUAUUUUCAAAACUCAAGAGUUAUGAAAUAAGUAUAGCAUUUAGGUGACUUUUACGGGAGUUAAUUUUUUUCUUCAGUACUUAAUUUUUUUUUUUUUCCUGUUUUUGUGUUUUGUUUUGUGUUUGCUCUUUAUCUUUUGUCUGUAUUCUGGGGAGGGUAAGUAAUAGGAAAAACAUGGAAAAGAAAACUUGGGUUCAUGUGCAGAUGGAAGGGAUUAGUAUGCAACUAUCCAAAAGAGAAAAAAAGCAUGAAGAGUUUAGUCAUGUAAAAAUAAAUGUAUAUUAAUUUAUGUUUUAUCAUCUUGUUAUGUGC
Malania oleifera is the source of this 3193-nucleotide messenger RNA. Its product is annotated as protein SMAX1-LIKE 3-like. Lineage: Eukaryota; Viridiplantae; Streptophyta; Magnoliopsida; Santalales; Ximeniaceae. Bases 325 to 2907 code for a protein of 860 amino acids. The record is from RefSeq and is a predicted model, not a curated record. The transcript has 3 exons.